This is a messenger RNA of Guillardia theta CCMP2712, 1029 nucleotides long. RefSeq lists its product as hypothetical. Gene Ontology annotation, molecular function: transmembrane transporter activity. The coding region runs from base 1 to 1029 and encodes 342 amino acids. Gene Ontology annotation, biological process: transmembrane transport. Lineage: Eukaryota; Cryptophyceae; Pyrenomonadales; Geminigeraceae. The transcript has 4 exons. The record is from RefSeq and is a predicted model, not a curated record.
AUGCAGCGACAAUGGCGGCGGCUUCGGGGAGGCAGCAGAGCAGUCAGGAUGCUGGGGAUGCUGGCCAUGGUGGCAGGUGUAGCAGGAGGAUCAGUAGGAACCCUCCCCGCAGCUCCUUCCCCAGGAGUUGACUUCUCUGGGGUCGUGGAGGGCGUGAAGGAGUUUCUAAAGGGAGGAGUAGCCAAUGGGUUGGGAGCGUUCUCAGUUUUCCCCAUCGAUCUCGCAAAGACUCGCAUCCAGGAUCAGAGGAUUGUUGCAGGAAGUGAGGUGAUGUAUAAGAACAUCUUCGACACCAUUGCAAAGGUCGCGUCCAAGGAGGGGAUCCCAGCUCUCUACAGCGGGGUAACCCCAGUUCUGAUCGGUGCAGCUCCGGAGGGUGCCAUGCAGAUCGGAACGAACAACGUUGUUCGCAGCAAGUUGGCAGAGAUGAGGGGUACCACGAUAGACAAGCUCCCUCUCUCUCACGACAUGUUCGCCGGAGCAUGCGGAGGUUUAGCUCAAGUUGUUGUCAGCACACCCAUGGACAGGGUGAAGAUUUUGCAGCAAGUGAUGGGGAAGGAGUCAGGAAAUGCUAUGCAGAUUGUGCAGCAAGUUGGCCUCUCUGGGUUGUACCAAGGAGCCAAGGCUUGCGUGCUCCGUGACGUCUUCUUUGCGGCCCUCUACUUCCCCAUCUACUACCGUGUCAAGUCAGCGUUGCAGGAGGUCGGAUCCAAGAAGGGGCAGAAGAGACAAGAGAACUUGUUGGACGCUCUGGUUGCUGGACUUGCUGCGGGAGUGCCUGCAGCGUCGCUCACGUGCCCCUUCGAUGUGAUCAAGACGAGGAUGCAGUCCUGUGGCGUUGGAACGAAGGGCUGCGACGUAAUGGUUGCCAGCAUCCGUUCCACUGCUGCCGAGCUAUGGGCAGAGGGCCAGGCGAGAGCCUUUUUCAAGGGCCUGACUGGACGUGUUGGACGCGUUGCUCCUCAGCUCGCGAUCUGCCUUGUGGUGGUGGAAGCGCUCAACAUCGCGUUUCCUCCCAAGGGAAAGUGA